Guyanagaster necrorhizus is the source of this 2177-nucleotide messenger RNA. Its product is annotated as serine/threonine-protein phosphatase 2B catalytic subunit A1. The record is from RefSeq and is a predicted model, not a curated record. The transcript is spliced from 11 exons. Gene Ontology annotation, molecular function: calmodulin-dependent protein phosphatase activity. Gene Ontology annotation, biological process: calcineurin-mediated signaling. Bases 105 to 2051 code for a protein of 648 amino acids. Lineage: Eukaryota; Fungi; Basidiomycota; Agaricomycetes; Agaricales; Physalacriaceae.
UUUGCCUCUAAAUCUGGAUCGCCACCGGGCGUCACGACUCUCCUUCUACGCUCACCCCCACCUUUCCUUUCUCUGUCCUCGACGCCAUAGCGACCUCUGGCACAAUGAGUACCCAUAUGGCGCGGGCGAUAGAGCAAAUCUCUGACAAGGGGCCUCUGCCAGAGAUUGACUUUACUCAACACAAGCUGGAGGAUGGGAAUAUAGUCAGCACUCAGGAGCGGGUUAUCAAAGAUGUCCAAGCACCAGCCAUGCAGAUCCCUACACCAGAGCAGUUCUUCGCAAAUGGUGGCAGGGAUCGUUCGAAACCUGAUGUCGCCUUCCUGAAGAACCACUUUUAUCGUGAAGGGCGGCUAACCGAGGAGCAGGCAAUGUGGAUAUUGGAGAAGGGAACUGAUGUCCUUCGGAGGGAGCCUAACGUCCUCAAUGUCGAUGCCCCAAUAACCGUCUGUGGCGACAUACACGGCCAAUAUUAUGACUUGAUGAAACUCUUUGAAGUCGGAGGCAGUCCGGCAGACACACGAUAUCUCUUCUUGGGAGACUACGUGGACAGAGGAUACUUUAGCAUUGAGUGCGUUCUCUAUCUCUGGUCCCUCAAAAUAUGGUACCCCAACACACUCUUCUUGCUUCGGGGAAAUCAUGAAUGUCGGCAUCUCACCGACUACUUCACCUUCAAGCUCGAGUGCAAACAUAAGUACUCGGAGCGCAUUUACGAUGCCUGCAUGGAGUCUUUUUGUGCCUUGCCCUUGGCAGCGAUCAUGAACAAACAGUUUCUGUGUAUCCAUGGUGGACUGUCUCCGGAACUUAACACGUUGGAUGAUAUCCGUGCGCUUGAUCGUUUCCGAGAACCGCCCACACAUGGACUGAUGUGCGAUAUUCUUUGGGCUGAUCCAGUCGAAGACUUUGGCACGGAGAAGAUAUCUGAUAGCUUCGUCCACAACCAUGUCCGGGGCUGUUCAUAUUUCUUUACGUAUGCCGCUGCUUGUCAAUUCCUUGAGCGGAACAAUCUGCUAUCUAUAAUUCGUGCGCACGAAGCACAAGAUGCUGGAUAUCGUAUGUAUCGCAAAACGAAAACAACAGGGUUCCCAUCAGUUAUGACCAUCUUCUCUGCCCCGAAUUACCUUGAUGUCUACAACAAUAAGGCCGCCGUGCUAAAGUACGAAAGCAAUGUUAUGAAUAUUCGGCAGUUCAACUGCACACCUCAUCCAUACUGGCUGCCAAACUUCAUGGACGUUUUUACUUGGAGUUUACCGUUCGUUGGUGAAAAGAUUACUGACAUGCUUGUUGCUGUAUUGAACACAUGCACAAAGGAAGAAUUGGAGGAGAGUGACGAGGAGUCUAUUAUAUCACCGGUAUCUGUCGCCUCUGAAGAUUCUGUCGAGCGGCGGAGGGCUAUCAAGAGCAAGAUUAUGGCUGUUGGUCGGAUGGCUCGCGUAUUCGCACUUCUCCGGGAGGAAUCCGAAAAGGUUUCAGAACUCAAGAGCGUGUCUGGCUCGAACACCCUCCCUUACGGGACGCUUGCAUCAGGGUCCGAAGGUAUCAAAGAAGCUAUAAGUAGCUUCGACGACGCGCGGAAGUCCGAUAUUGAAAACGAACGUCUUCCUCCCGACUUGUAUGAUGCCCAGUCAGAAGAAGGCAAGGCUAUUUUGAACUCCCUUCCUACCACGCCCUCAGAACACGACGAGACGCCAAGCACGCCAGUUGCCGCCAAUGGUGUGGAAGCGGGUAUCGAGGCAGCGAUUUCCAAUGGCACGAUUACACCUACACAUCAACGCAACUACUUAGCAUCGCCUGUGUAUUCUCCGACGGCCUCUCCUGGCUCGCCGACAUCGCCCUCUGCUGCUCCGUUUAGGAGAGGUCACGGACGACAGGCGAGCUUGGGUACGACAAUGACGAGUCCUAGUAAUAGGCGUAGGAGUUUGGAGAGUACGAUGAGUCUGAUACAGGGUGUCUUGGAUGGCAAGGAAAAUAGGAUUCCAGAGGGGGAUGAGGCCGUUGAAGGAUUGGCUGCACAGCUGGCUGGGUCAUCUGUGGAUAAUAUGACGACAAGGUAAUUUGAGUAUCAUCAAUGGAGCAAUGGAGCCGUUAUUUUAGGUUCUGGACUUGUAUCUUCGUCUCGGGAUAUGUCUUAUCAUUUUCGUUGUUCAUCAUAUAAUUCGCAAACCUCUCGGAGAACUGAC